GUUCAAUCUAAUUGGACAAAAACCUAUCCAACCACUUUUCACGUAACACGGCUGCCGCCACAUUUUGAAAACAAAAAUGGCGACUGAGAAGGCUCAAGCGUUGCUUGAAAGAUGCGACCCUGAAUAUAUCGAUUUGUACGAUGGCGAAGAAUAUCUGGAGGCAGGGGAAGCAGAGUUGAUGGUGCCCUAUCUAUCUGAAAGUCGCAGCAAACAGAAGAUUUUGGGCAGACAGUUGUUUGUGCUGGAUUUGAUGAUACAGCUUUUGGAAACUCUGGACUCCCCAGGCCAGCUACUUAAUGAACCCUGCUCGAUAAACCUGAGUAAUGAUGCUCAUGUACGCUGGAAGGCCCUGAAGACUGAAUAUAAAGAUGGAGUCCAAGAGGUGGAGACUCUGAUCACCAACUUGCUGGACAGACUGGACAAACUGCACCAGAAAAAGGACCAACUGACUUCCCUGCUCUUAGUCCUGGAAAACAAGAAGGAGCUGAGCCUGCAGUUGGAGAAGUCCCUCCAGACUGCCCGCAAUACCAUGCGUGAUUGUGAGGGCCAGUUGGCCAAGCUGAGGGCGGGGGCUGAUGUCACCCUGGACCGCUUAGCCAACUGUCAGCGCUUGAGAGAUGUGCUACAGGGCUGCCUGGAGGAGACACAGGGGGCGAUGCAGUACAGGCUGCUUUCCCUGGGACCCUCUGAGCUGCAGUUGGAACUGAGGCCCUGCUUCUGUGGCCCCCCUGAUCAGCUGGAGCCCCUCAGGCUCACCGUAACCUGGACCCCAGAGGACCACUUUGUCCUGCAGGUGUGUCUGGGUACAGCAGGGCUGUUGGAGGAGUCCGUGAGAGGUCGUCUGACUGACCUCAGUACUGCCCUGCUGGAGGUCAUGCAGAGCUAUGUCAGCCAGGGAGCCAUGUUGACUGAGAUCCAGGCUUUGCACUCCAGAUUUGCCAUUGACUGGCGCCCUGGCCAGAGACUGCUGGUGUUCCUGAAGAGUGCCUCUGUUGUCUGUAACAUCGGGGUGGAGGAGGGCUACCCCUCGAGAGGAGCUGCCACCCUGAUCUCUAUUCGUAGGGACGGGGAACUGAUCAACACAGACAUCUUACAGCCAGCCCAGAAGGCUCCCUCUCUGACCGAGUGGCUGGAGUUCCUGUUGUCCAGUCCUCAUGUCUGACCAACCAUCCCCUCAACAGAGGUGGCUUUUUAUCUAUCUUGUCACAAGGGGGCGCCAUUACCUCUUGUCUGUAAAUACGAGAUUACUACAUUUUUAAUGUAGCUCUGGGGUACAUACAGUACUGUGCAAAGUCAUAGGCACCUGCAUGUCAAGCUAAGGCCAUUUGUUUUGGUAGUGUUUCAAUGAACAAAAAUCAUGUGUACAGUUGUAACAAUAAUUGC
This is a messenger RNA of Esox lucius (northern pike), 1383 nucleotides long. RefSeq lists its product as uncharacterized. Lineage: Eukaryota; Metazoa; Chordata; Actinopteri; Esociformes; Esocidae. Bases 77 to 1162 code for a protein of 361 amino acids. The record is from RefSeq and is a predicted model, not a curated record. Gene Ontology annotation, cellular component: cytosol; nuclear body; dendrite. The transcript has 9 exons. Gene Ontology annotation, biological process: mitotic cell cycle checkpoint signaling; mitotic sister chromatid segregation; establishment of localization in cell.